This is a messenger RNA of Klebsormidium nitens, 2052 nucleotides long. The record is from the annotation of a GenBank genome assembly. NCBI's taxonomy places the organism in Eukaryota, Viridiplantae, Streptophyta, Klebsormidiophyceae, Klebsormidiales, Klebsormidiaceae.
AUGGCUUUCGGCAUGGAGCAGGUGGCUGGGUUUGCAGCAGAUAUGCAGUGCAUCUCAUCUAUGUGGUUCCGCAAGAUCCAGGGGGGCACCCACAAGGAGCGCCUGGAGAGCUUCUAUGGGCCUCAAGCGCACGCCUAUGACCGCUUCCGCGCCAACUUCCUGCACGGCCGCAAAGGCAUGCUGGCGGCGUGCGCUGCGCGGCUGCGGGGAGCGUCGGGGCUGGUGUGGGUGGACCUGGGCGGGGGCACCGCGGAGAAUGUGGACCUUAUGGCGCAGUACCUGGACCUGGCCGCCUUCCAGCGCAUCUACGUUGUGGACAUCUGUCCGUCGCUGUGCGCCGUUGCACGCGAGAAGGUGGCGGCACGCGGGUGGCACAACGUGGAGGUUGUGGAGGCAGAUGCGUGCACCUUCCGAGCCCCUGACGCUGCACAGCUCAUUACCUUCUCCUACUCCCUUACCAUGAUCCCACCGUUCAUGGCGGCGGUGGACAAUGCGGUGGCGGGCCUGGCGCCGGACGGCAUCGUGGGUGUGGCCGACUUCUACACCUCCGCCAAGUACGACACGCCUAACCGGCAGCAUCCGUUUGCGCGGCGCUGGUUCUGGAAGGCUGUGUUUGACUGCGACGGCAUCGACCUGUCCCCCGAGCGGCGGCACUACCUGGAGCACAGCAUGGAGCCGGUGUACGAGUACAACAGCAGCGGGCGCAUCCCGUACGUGCCGUACCUGCGCGCCCCGUACUACAUCUGGGUCGGCCGCCACAAGAAGCUGCAAGUGGUGAACCUGACGCGCUUCCCGGUGCGCGCCACGGAUGACAUUGAGUGCCGGCGCCCCAAGGGCUUCCCCCCCACCUUUUUGUACAGCCUGUCCUGGGAGGACCCGCGCGAGGACGCCAAGGUGCUGGACAUCAACCCCAACGACACCGUGCUCACCCUCACCUCCGGCGGCUGCAACGCGCUUGACAUCAUCCUGCAGGGCGCGCGGUGCGUGGUGGGCGUGGACAUGAACCCGGCGCAGAGCUACCUGCUGGAGCUGAAGCGCGUGGCCGUCAUCCGGCUGCCGUUUGAGGACGUGUGGAAGAUCUUUGGGGAGGGCCGCCACGAGCGCUUUGAGGAGCUGCUGCAGCGCGAGCUGGGGCCCUUCCUCAGCCAGGGCGCACUCAAGUUCUGGCGCAAGAAGGCGUACUACUUCAAGGACGGCAUGUACUACCAUGGGGGCAUGGGCCGCCUGGUGAAGGCCGUCAAGGUGCUGGCCAAGAUCACGCGCAAGGAGGACUGGGUCGACUCCCUGGUCAACGCGCCCACCGUGGAACAGCAGCACGAACUCUGGACUGCCACCGCGGGGCAGUGGCUGAUGCGCGCGGGCGUCAUGGCGCGCGCGCUGGGCUUCCUGGUGACGAAUCGCGUGACCAUGUGGUUCUGCGCGGGCGUGUGCAAGAGCCAGAUGGCGCUCAUCAAGAACGAGGACAACAUCUACAGCUACAUCGUGCGCUGCCUGGACAACGUGGCCAAGUACUCCAACCUGCGCGACUCCAACUACUUCUACCGCCUCUGCCUCACCGGCCGCUUUGCGCGCCACUGCUGCCCGCGCUUCCUGGAGGAGGACUGCUUUGCGCGCCUCAAGCACGAGCUGGCCGCGGGCGAGCGGCUGCUCAUCCGCACCGACAGCUUCGUGAGCCAGCUGUGCGCGCGCCAGUACACCAAGGUCAUCCUCAUGGACCACGUCGACUGGCUGGACCAGCCCGACAUCGACACCCUCGCCGCCGCGCUCAAGGCGCAGGUGCGCCCCGGCGGCCGCGUCAUCUGGAGGAGCGCCUCCAAGCAGCCCCACUACGCGCGCGCCAUCGAGGCAGCCGGCUUCAAGGUGAUCCGCGUGCGCUGCAGCGACCAGUACAUGGACCGGGUCAACAUGUACGCGAGCUUCUACGUGGGCAUCCGGCACGGUGGCCCCGCCAUCAAGCAGCUGGUACAGGAGGAGAAGCUGGACAAGCCGCUGCGCUUCCGCGGCGCGCCCCCCGCCAAGCAGAACGGGCCCACCCCGGUGGCCGCAGCCUGA